AUCAGAUGUCUGGAAUUAAGUUAUGAUGUAGGUUUUAAUUACGCCAAGUUGACAGAAUAGAUUAUGCAAAAAAUCAAUGAAAGUUUGCUCUCAAGACUUGCUGAAUUAUAAAGUGCAAACCAAACACGUUCGACUGCUUCGAAGGGCUGCGAAUUGGAGGCCGAUUCACAUGUAGAUGAGUCGGUGUUGACCGCUCAACCAUGGGCCGGUACGAAGAUGAAUUCAAGGGAAAGAGGUCGUUUGUCAACCGCAACUUGGUAGCUAUCGUUAUGAUUCCUUCCCUGAUUGCAUUGCAUUACGGUUGGUCCUUGCUGCAGCAGAAUGAUGCGCUCGUGAAGAAGGAGGAAAGGAUCGAUCUCCCGAUUGUAACCGCUGCACGGCAUCUUUGGAGAAAACUACAAGGGAGUUCCGGUGAUGACGCUAGCAAAUAACAAAAAUAAUUCUUGUAGCUUAAAGUUAUUUUGUGUAACCAAUGAUGCUUUUAUAGAGUUUAAAUAAGGUGCUGUGAUAGUUUGACGCCCUUGAAGUAAAUUUUGCAAAAUUUUAA
Hermetia illucens (black soldier fly) is the source of this 547-nucleotide messenger RNA. RefSeq lists its product as uncharacterized. The record is from RefSeq and is a predicted model, not a curated record. The transcript is spliced from 3 exons. The coding region runs from base 201 to 431 and encodes 76 amino acids. Lineage: Eukaryota; Metazoa; Arthropoda; Insecta; Diptera; Stratiomyidae.